AUGGCCCCUUAUGAAGCUUUGUAUGGACGGAAAUGUAGAACACCUUUAUGUUGGACAAAAGUUGGCGAAGAAAGGAUCUUAGGAUCGGAGAUUAUUCAAGAGACAACGGAAAAGAUAAAGAUGGUCCGUGAUAAGAUAAAGAAAGCACAAGAUCGCCAAAACAGCUAUGCAGAUCACAGGAGAAGACCAUUGGAAUUUGAUGAAGGUGACCAUGUAUUUUUGAAGGUGACCCCGAGGUUGAGACUGAAAGGACCGCUUAAGUCACGGAAGCUAAGUCCAAGAUACAUAGGGCCAUACCAGAUUAUAGAGAGAAUUGGAGAAGUAGCCUACAGAUUAGCCUUACCACCUUCUCUAUCAGAAAUGCAUGAUGUUUUUCACGUAUCUCAACUCCGGAAGUUUAUUGCAGAUUCUCUUCAUCCUAUUCUUCCAGAUUCAGUGGAAGUAGAAGAAGAUCUGACUUUCCGACCUCUACCAAGUUGCAUUACAAGACGAGAAGUUAAGGUGUUAAGGAAUAAGGAGAUUCCUCUUGUUAAGGUUCAGUGGGAUGAAUCACACCCAAGCGACGCCACCUGGGAACUAGAGUCAGAAAUGCGAGAAGCCUAUGCUCAUCUCUUCCAGAAAGUAUAUAAAGAAAGAGGAAAGCUCAAGAGAGGAAAGGAAAAACAAGGCUAG
Lathyrus oleraceus (garden pea) is the source of this 672-nucleotide messenger RNA. RefSeq lists its product as uncharacterized. The transcript has 2 exons. Bases 1 to 672 code for a protein of 223 amino acids. The record is from RefSeq and is a predicted model, not a curated record. Lineage: Eukaryota; Viridiplantae; Streptophyta; Magnoliopsida; Fabales; Fabaceae.